UGACCCAAGAUGGCGACUUUUGAGGAGAUUGGUUCUCAUGAAGAAGACAAUAUGGAGUACAGAAAGUUCCCCCUACGACGCAUGGAACCGGCAAUUCAGAAAUUUCUCGCGGUCGUACAGAUUGACCUUGGUAGAAUUGACAGUCACAAACUAAAUAUAGAAAGGUACAAUCGGCUACAUGACUGGAGCAGUCUACACGUGGAGCAGAUCAAUGCUACAAGGACACUUCAUCAAUUACAGUCCAACCUUCGCGAGAUUGAGAUAUGCAGGACCCAGGUUGAGGAAGGAGACCUCGAGGGUUUUGAUGGGAAGAUUGAACCCGUGAAGACAACUGCUCUACAGUCAUUGGCAGAGUUCCUUCCCUUGUGUAACAAAUCAGGUCAAGGUGAGAUUGAGGAGGGUUUGAUACAUACACAGAGGAAUGAGCGGUCUGCAGACAUUGAAGUGGAGCAGUCCUCUGACGCUUUAGAUGAGGUUAGUUUGGAGCGGCCUGAAGACAUUGAAGUGGCGCAGUCCUCGGACGCUUUAGAUGAGGAUAAGCGAAAAACCCUAGACAGAGUGGAAGACAACGUAGAGUCGGCGCAGAAUGACGAACCGGAAGGUGUCAAACAUCAUUCUUAG
Messenger RNA from Mya arenaria, 621 nucleotides. Its product is annotated as syntaxin-17-like. The transcript has 5 exons. The record is from RefSeq and is a predicted model, not a curated record. Bases 10 to 621 code for a protein of 203 amino acids. NCBI's taxonomy places the organism in Eukaryota, Metazoa, Mollusca, Bivalvia, Myida, Myidae.